GACUGCGAUGCAAGACCAGGAUCUGGACAGUGAGCCCAGGAGUACAGAAGAGUUGCCCGAGUGGAAUUUUGAUGGCUCUAGUACUAUGCAGUCUGAAGGCUCCAACAGUGACAUGUAUCUUGUUCCUGCUGCCAUGUUUUGGGACCCUUUCCACAAGGAACCCAACAAGCUGGUGUUCUAUGAAGUCUUAAAGUGCAACCACAAUCCCGAAGAGGCUGAUUUAAGAUAUACCUGCAAACGGAUAAUAGACAUGGUGAGCACUCAGCAUCCCUGGUUUGGAAUGGAGCAGAAGUAUAGUCUCAUGGGCACAGAUGGGCACCCUUUUGGUUGGCCUUCCAAUGGCUUCCCUGGACCCCAAGGUCCAUGCUACUGCGGCGUGGGGGCAGACAGAAGCUACGGCAGAGAUAUGAUGAAGGUUCACUACAGGGCCUGCUUGCCCACUGGCGUCAAGAUCACAGGGACUGCCCUAACCGUGUGA
This is a messenger RNA of Pipistrellus kuhlii (Kuhl's pipistrelle), 478 nucleotides long. Its product is annotated as glutamine synthetase-like. The coding region runs from base 8 to 478 and encodes 156 amino acids. Gene Ontology annotation, cellular component: cytoplasm. The record is from RefSeq and is a predicted model, not a curated record. The transcript has 2 exons. Gene Ontology annotation, molecular function: glutamine synthetase activity. NCBI's taxonomy places the organism in Eukaryota, Metazoa, Chordata, Mammalia, Chiroptera, Vespertilionidae.